AUGGAUGGCAGAUUAAUCUGUGACGGAGUACAGAACCACGGAUCGAAGUCAUUCCUGCCUGCUGUGAAGCGCAAUAAGGAGGGCCUCGAAGAGGUGAUUGCUCGCAUGCACAAGGCACUAGAGAGGAAGAAGAAAGAGAUCACCGAGUUUGAGCUCAAGUACAAGAUCAGGAUCCGGAAGGCUGACAAUGACGCCGAGGAUGAAGGUGGCAAGAAGGAAGGCACUGCACAGGGAGUCCUUGUUGGUCCUGCCGGACAGUAA
Molecule: messenger RNA, 261 nt
Organism: Miscanthus lutarioriparius
Lineage: Eukaryota; Viridiplantae; Streptophyta; Magnoliopsida; Poales; Poaceae
Source: the annotation of a GenBank genome assembly